GAGGGAGGCAGGCCGCCGCCUGCUCUUGAAGCCGCCCGCCCCGCGGGACGGCCACCGCGGGCCGGGGACCACGGCGACUAGGUGCCUGGCCCGGCUGGACGUCGCCCGUGGGAAGAAACCAGCUGCGCAGUCCAAAGGGUUGCUGCGCUGUUACAGUUUGGAUUUUCCUGAGCUCGGAUCGUUUCCUUGGCGAGAUCUUGGGAAAUACAGAGAAGUAUAGAGGAGGAUUAUUAUACCGUUAAGCCUUCGUUCUUCUGUUCUCUGCAGUUCGGGGUAGAUGCGCCUUGUUGCUGUGAACAGAUAGGAUUUUCAGGAAAGUCACCAAGUGCUCCAUGGACCCAUCGACGAGUACAAGCCCCAGGAUGCCACCACCAACCCGUCCCUGAUCCUGGCCGCGGCGCGGAUGCCCACCUACCAGGAGCUGGUCGGGGAGGCCAUUGCCUAUGGCAGGAAGCUGGGCGGCUCACAAGACGACCAGAUUAAAAACGCUAUUGAUAAACUUUUUGUGCUGUUUGGAGCAGAAAUACUGAAGAAGAUUCCAGGCCGGGUAUCCACAGAAGUAGACGCCAGGCUCUCCUUCGAUAAGGACGCCAUGGUGGCCCGAGCCAAGCGCCUCAUAGAGCUCUACAAGGAAGCUGGGGUCAGCAAGGACAGAAUUCUUAUCAAGCUGUCAUCAACCUGGGAAGGGAUUCAGGCUGGAAAGGAGCUGGAGGAGCAGCACGGCAUCCACUGCAACAUGACACUGCUCUUCUCCUUCGCUCAGGCUGUGGCCUGCGCCGAGGCGGGCGUGACGCUCAUCUCCCCGUUCGUGGGGCGGAUCCUCGACUGGCACGUGGCGAACACAGACAAGAAAUCCUACGAGCCCCUGGAGGACCCUGGAGUAAAGAGCGUCACCAAAAUCUACAACUACUACAAGAAGUUCGGCUACAAGACCAUCGUCAUGGGCGCCUCCUUCCGCAACACGGGCGAGAUCAAGGCGCUGGCCGGCUGUGACUUCCUCACCAUCUCGCCCAAGCUCCUGGGGGAGCUGCUCAAAGACAACACCAAGCUGGCGCCUGUGCUCUCAGCCAAGGCGGCCCAGGCCAGCAACCUGGAGAAGAUCCACCUGGAUGAGAAGACCUUCCGCUGGCUGCACAACGAGGACCAGAUGGCCGUGGAGAAGCUCUCGGACGGCAUCCGCAAGUUCGCUGCCGACGCGGUGAAGCUAGAGCAGAUGCUGAGGGAACGGAUGUUCAACGCAGAGAACGGGAAGUAGAGCACACCCGACGCGGAGCCCAGAUCUGCGCCGUCUGCGAAUCGGGGUCUGAUUGCACCUGGCUUGGCGAUGAAUCUCAUUUUUUACAAUUUGGAGCAGGGAUGGAUCAUAGAUUUCUGAUUUUAUGUAAGAUUCUGGCUAAUGCAUUAAAGCAGUCACUUUUCCUGUGCUGUUUCA
Molecule: messenger RNA, 1432 nt
Organism: Microcebus murinus (gray mouse lemur)
Lineage: Eukaryota; Metazoa; Chordata; Mammalia; Primates; Cheirogaleidae
Source: RefSeq, a predicted model, not a curated record